ACGACAAAGCCAGUCAUCCGGGUCAGUUUCUGACAGUUGCCUGACUACCAGAUUGUAUAAGCCUCCAUUUUAUUGUUACCUGUUUGUUUUCAUUUGGAAAGUUGCAUAGAUUUGUUUAAUUGUAAUCAAUUUGCCGUCAGGCUGAAAAAAAGUAUAAAACAAAAAUGUCGCUUUUUGAAACAAGACCAGACAACAGCAAGAAAACAUUUGGAUAUGGAAAGAAGACACCUCCAACAGAAACAAAAGGAAAAAAUGCCUUCACAACAAUGGCAUAUAUGAAGAACGCAAAGCCAUCCUUAGAGCAAGUAGGUAAACCACAAGCAGCAGGAGCAUUCAAACCAAGACCUGCAGGUCCUACAGCUUUCAGAAAAUUUUAUGAAAGGGGUGACUUUCCAAUAGCCUUGGAACAUGAUACAAAAGGAAACAAAAUUGCCUGGAAGGUUGAGAUUGAAAAGUUAGAUUAUCACCAUUACCUGCCAUUAUUCUUUGAUGGUCUGUGUGAAACAACACAUCCAUACGAAUUCUUUGCCAGACAAGGGGUACAUGAUAUGCUGGAGCACGGAGGUUCAAAAAUACUGCCAGUCAUACCUCAGUUAAUCAUUCCAAUUAAAAAUGCUUUGAACAUGAGAAACAUCCAAGUGAUGUGCACCACACUGAAAGUAUUACAACAUUUGGUAAUAUCAGCAGACAUGGUUGGAGAAGCAUUAGUGCCUUAUUACAGACAAAUCCUGCCUAUUUUGAAUAUCUUUAAAAAUUAUAACCUUAACUCAGGAGAUGGCAUUGACUACAGUCAACAAAAAAGAGAAAACAUUGGAGAUUUAAUACAGGAAACAUUAGAAGCUUUCGAGAGACAUGGUGGUGAAGAUGCAUUUAUUAAUAUCAAAUACAUGGUUCCCACAUAUGAAAGCUGUAUGUUGAAUUAGACAAUCAUGUAAAAAAACAAUGGGGGGGAAUUUAUAAACGAUCAGGAUUUAUACAUUUCAGAAGUGUUCUUUUAACCAGAAUCAGUUUCCUGGGGAAAAAUUGUGACUUAGAAAGGAUAUUCAAUGGACUUAACACCGUGAAACCAAACCAGUUUUGAACCGAUAUCACUCAGCCAAAGUCCUGUUUCUGUAUAGUUAACACAUCUUCUCUUUAGCUGUUUAUUACAGUAUCAUUGAUGUCAUGUGACCUUUUCGUCCAAUCAUUUAGUGGAUGUCUUGUACCAAUAAAGCUGAUUGUGAUAUUAUGUUUAAACUUUUUUAUGUAUAUACAGACAUUGAUGUCUUAUAAAUAAAUUAUUUAUCUGUUACA
Messenger RNA from Mytilus californianus (California mussel), 1293 nucleotides. RefSeq names its product parkin coregulated gene protein homolog. Gene Ontology annotation, molecular function: Hsp70 protein binding; Hsp90 protein binding. Bases 165 to 923 code for a protein of 252 amino acids. The transcript is spliced from 5 exons. NCBI's taxonomy places the organism in Eukaryota, Metazoa, Mollusca, Bivalvia, Mytilida, Mytilidae. The record is from RefSeq and is a predicted model, not a curated record.